CCUACUCAUUUUCUGGUGCUGUUGAAUGGUCGAACGCCUUCAGCUAGGUGAGUCUAGUAAAACUUAUCCGGUCAAAAUCAAAUGCUGGAGACUCACAGAGCUAUUGAUUUUUGGGAUUUACUUGCCGCUACAUAACUAGCUGCCGUAAUAUUCUAGCCUAUCAUUUGUUGUUCGAUAUUCACUCAGAAAAUGAACAUGUUUUUCGUUCAAUAUAGCUCACCAUUUGAACCAUUUGAACCAUCAUGCAAAGUAGGGAACAGUUUUUCAAGAGCUUAGGCAAAAAUACUUCAAGUCAUCUAGAGGCGCAUAGAUCAAAGGUUUAAAAACAUUCUCAAUUAGAUCAAACAAAUAGUGUACAUACUACCCUGCCAAGAAUAUCACUGGAAUUGGAUGCUGUUUGUUUACAGGCGGUCAGUUCAAAACCAUCCUGGUCGCUCGCAUUAAUGGUAUACUAGGAGAAAUAGACUGGAAUUAUAAUUAUGCCGCGUUAUUUUUGAUGAUUGUCUCGAGUCUGUGUACAUUUUGUGGAGAAUUAUUGUGAAGCAUUGCUUACAUUUAUAAAUUUCCGGUUUAAUAUGAAUGAAGAAGGCUUUUGAUUGUCCGAUUCUACUAGGUUUGUUCCUUGUUUUCUUGUCAUUCGAGUCGAUCUUAAGGCCUCAGGAUUGUAAGUUCCGUGAAUUGCUCAAGGGAACUCAAAAGAGAUGAUAAGGGCUAACACGAGAGAAAUAAAGUGGACAUUCCUUAAGACAGGAAGGGUUUAAUAAAUUGACUACGAAGUCUCCUUUUUCGUCCGUCGUAGGAAGAUAGUGCGACACCUCCCUUUUCGUCGUACUAUGUGUAGUUAAGUUUUAAUUCGGUCUUGAGUUAGCCUACUGAAGAUACAUUAAGUUUGGAGUUAUUACGUAUAAUGCUAUGGAAGACCUAUCUGAAUCCAGCAGAACUGGAGGUCAGCUUCACUCACGAGUUAACUAGAGGUCGCCUCGACUAUUUAAUCUUCGUAUGGCUUAGGCCAUCAACCAGAGAUCCCUAACUAACUAUAUCCUGAACUUUCUUUCAGAGUUGUUGCCAAGUGCUAUUCAUGGUCUUGAUAUUUGUCUUUGGUUCUCAGUUUCACAUGUUUUUGGUCUUCAUCGUUUUCUCCUGUCUUGAGGAUUCCAUGUCGAGUCUUGUUUUGUGAUGUAGUUUUAUAGUGUCCUUAAUCUUAUCCACCUCCAGAGUUUUUCCCUAAUUUCCCCCCUCAACUAGGAGCUAACUUUUCCCUGCUAAAGCAGAUUAUUACUGAUGGUCUCUUACCACUGGGUCGUGAGCGUCUUGUUGAGUAGUUGUCUGUAAACACUCUUACGGCUUUCGUGAUAAUACGAAAUACAGCAAAAUAAGAUGGCAACUCUUCCCAUCAGCCCCUGGUGUAUGGUUUGCCCGUAGCUCUCGCAUAGCUACCACUCAAAGCACGGCAAGCCAACUUAAUUAGUUGAUAUUUAUUUCAUUAUAUCAUCCCGAGUUUGAUCUUCAGUAUUCCUUUAUUUUCUGCUUUGAGGAGAUGGAUGUACAUUCGUAAGAAUCUUUGCAUACAGGAAGGUGAAUAAAUAGUUUACCCACUCCUGCCCAACAUUUGAUCGCCUAUUAUCUGAUUGUGUUGCAUAGGCCUUUAUUCUAUUAGUAUUGAAAAAUUUUAAGGGGCUCCAAGUCAAAAACAGCAAGAAUUUGAUUGAGAAGGUAUAAGAGCAUUUUGUGAAUAACUGUUGACUGACAUUUGUAAGAUUUUGUCUACUUAUAUUCUCUGGCUUGAGAAAGCUCGUAAUUUUGUUCACGGUACUUAAAAAAAUUAAGUGAUCACUUGAGAUAAACUAUGAUUAUGGGGACAUGUGAGGUUUAUCGUUCUUUCCCUUCGGAAUCUAAGGACAACGACCAAAAAGUCAACGAUUUUCCUAUUAGAGAAUCGAGCGUUUUGCAUGUAGUUAUUUCAGAAUCAGAACUAACAGAAUUACCAUUACCAACUUAUGUUUGCGAGUUAUGCGGAAUCAAAGUGAAAACAAAAGCUAACUUACGGGCUCAUCAGAUUAAAACUCAUAAGAUCAUGAAGGUAGAAUAUUAGUCUGCAUCUUCUAAUGUGUAUUAUUAUUUCAGAAUGCAAAAGACGUAGCAUUUUAUUCCAAGCAAAGGUAUAAUGUUAGUUAUAUCUAUCAUUGCCCUGUGGCUACAUGUAAACACAAUAUUGGUUUAGGCGGUGGAUUCAGCACUUACUGGAGAUUAAAACAGCAUUACCAGCAUGUUCAUAUGCAGAAAAGUUACCAGUGUAACAAAUGUAAACAUUUCUUCCCUACUCCCUCAUAUCAUGCCUAUCAUCAAAAACUAUGUGGAGCAACGUAUUCUUGUUCACUUUGUUUCAGGUCUUAUUCAAGUAAAAAGCACUUACUUCAGCAUUACCGAAGAAGUGGGCACAGUAACACUUUAUCUCUUAAUUCUAUUCCUAAAGUCGAAAAUACUCCAAACAGAUCGCCUUCGAAGAAUACAUCAAUUCCAAGCUCGUAUGUUGCACGUAAUCCUAUCCCUCCUAGUGGAUCAUGUGGCCCAUUAGUUCUCCCACUUCUUAUUUUACCAGUUACUGUACCUAACGUAAGUGAUGUGAAUGUAGAAAAUCUGAACAGCAAUGUUUUGGGGUGUUUGAAUAUGAACUUUUUAUAUACAAGUGCUCUUUCGGCUCUUCGUACACUUUCAACACAAAUCUUUCCGAAUCCAAAUGUCCAGGUUAAUCUCUCUGAAUCUGCAAUAAAUUCGAGCGAUACGUCAGUGGUUUUAAAACCCGAUUUAGGAAAUUUCUGCAAUCUUUACGCAGUCCCUGUAAACAAUUCUUCUUUGGAGGCCUCAACACAAACUGAACAGUUAUAUACACCGAUCACUGUAUCACAACCAUGCUCUCAUACACUCCAGACACACGAACUUGUGUCUGUGAACACAUGCACCGAUGAGGAUGACAUCAGUUCAUUCAUUGGUGGUCUCUUCUGUAAUGCUGCAGUAGAAGCCAAUCUUCCUCACGCAAGUACAGUAUAUGAUAACUACGAAGUUAGACAAGAACGAAAGUUGUCUUACGAGACCAAACAGGUCACAUUGGGUCCCCUCAACGAACACCACCCUUGUUCAUCACUAAAGCCAACCAAAAACUCGGUUCAGUCGAGCGACUACAUCUCUCUUACUGGGUGCUCAAAUAAUGGUGUGGAUCAAGAAAUUCAAGCAAGGUUGCUACCACUACGUGAAAACGCUGCUAUGCAGACCGAUGUUAUGGAAAAUUUAAAUGCUGAAAUUGCUACUCAUUAUCCUCACUCCGAUCACAGUACUUACUUUACUCCAAGCAGAAUGCUUGAAACACCACCUCCUCCUAUGUUACAAAGUACUGUUUCACUUGGAACUCAUUUAAGUACUGCAUGCCAAACUUUACAUCGUUUGCUGAAUGAAGCGAAAAUUUCAGACAACCAAUCUCCUCGUAAGUGUUCAUAUUAUAUUUUCAGCUCUUACUUUAACCAGGAUAGCAUAUCUAAGUAGGAUAUAGCUGGGUAUAGUUAACACGACCUCCAGUCGAUAAAAAUUCAUGACCCCAUCGACAGACUUAACAUAUCCCGUACGCGUAACAUCAGCGUUGUUCACUCAAUAUUUCCACCUUAUGAAAAUGCUUCAAACAGUAGACAAUUGGAUCCUCUUUAUCGCCAAUUGUGUCACUAAGUUUUGACUUUUUGAGCCACGUCGCUGAUAGGCUUAAUAAUGUUUUUUAUUGUUAUCUGUUAUCCUUGGGAUUUAUGGUUCUUAAUCUUGUCGCCCACUUCCAGGCGUUCCCAACCGUUGCUGCUACCUUGAUGUGGUGGUCGGACUUGCCUGUCGUGAUGACCCAACCGAGCUUUAGUGGCUGCAACAUUUGUCCUGUAGGUUUUACCAUGCCAGUCAGGUCGAUUGGAGGACGUUAAGACUAAAAGCAGUAACUCAAGGUCUGCGGCCUAAGUCGUACUACUGACUGAAGAGGGGUAUGGCAAGAGUAAGGUGUUUUCCUCAGACAGCCAGCAUUUGCAACGAUGCCUUCCCACAAGGAAGGAUGGGUUAGAAAAGGUCGACCCUAAAAUUGUUACACCUCAUCGUACCUGACGGAUUUCUGUCUCCGGCGGUAAGGCAUUUUGAAAAACGGAGCUAAUACGUCAUAAGUUUCCCACAAAAAGGCCGUGUGUGACCGGCCUCAAGCAGUUGUCCCUUGGGCUCUGCGGUCACACUCCCAGGU
This is a messenger RNA of Schistosoma haematobium, 4258 nucleotides long. RefSeq lists its product as uncharacterized. Gene Ontology annotation, molecular function: transcription cis-regulatory region binding; DNA-binding transcription factor activity, RNA polymerase II-specific. Lineage: Eukaryota; Metazoa; Platyhelminthes; Trematoda; Strigeidida; Schistosomatidae. The transcript has 6 exons. Gene Ontology annotation, cellular component: nucleus. The record is from RefSeq and is a predicted model, not a curated record. The coding region runs from base 2275 to 3537 and encodes 420 amino acids. Gene Ontology annotation, biological process: regulation of transcription by RNA polymerase II.